AUGGAUCUCCAGGGAACCAAAGAGGCCCGGACACAGGAGGACGGCGAUGGCCCGCUGGACCGCUCCAAGGAGUAUCACAAAGAGCGCCGCGAUUCUCACGGCCAUGACUCUUCUGCUAAUGUACAUCCGCUCCGUCGUCGCCAGGCGCCUUUCGCCUAUCCUCCCGGAGCUCGUCUGACAGCUUCAAGCGCGAGGAGAGAUCAAUCACCUUCCCCGGAAGCUAUUCGCAUUCCCCAGAUUUUGGGGCUGAGCUCCCGUGACCAGCGACUAUUAUGCAAGGCCAGACGCUAUCCUCCCGUGACAAAGAAAACACUCAGCGAACUCGAUCUGCCCUGCAUUAUGAGCAACAUCAACCUCCGCAUGGAUGCCAACUUCGACCGCGACCUACAUUUCAAGCCCGACUUGGACGGCGAGAAGGGGAAACGCAAAAGGAAAGAGGCUGCUGAUUACUGGGACUCGAUGGCGUCGGAAAUUGCAAUCUAUGCCUUCCAAGCUGCUCAACCCGAGCCCGAGGGCAAGACUACUCGAGAGAGCUUCCAGCGCACCUUCGAUCCUCGUCUGCCCGCCAUGUUCGAGACUCUGCAGGAGGUGAUCAAGACUCUUGUUCCCGAGCGCGAUCACCCAAGCGUCAUGCAAAAUCUUGAGGUUCCUCUCCUCAUGCAGCAGGUUCGCAAGGGUGUCCUCGACAUGGUGGCGCUGGCGACUUGGAUGGCGGCGCUACUCAAGACGCAUUGCGCUCCGAUGCGAGAUGAGUGGGCGGACCGAAUGGUCGAACAGAUCGCCGAGGGAUCGCAAUCGCAAGAACCGAAGGAGAUCGUCAACGGGUUACAGACAUUGUUUGCCAUUCUCGAGGCGAUGAAGUUGGAUGUCGCCAACCACCAAAUCCGCACAUUCCGAGUCCUCCUCAUCGAAGACACAGUUCCAUUCCUUCAAGAAUAUUUCGAAGGCAAAAUCCAGCGCGGCAGCUUCCAAGUCGAGUCUGCCCGUCAAUGGUACAUUGCAUCGCGAAAUAAAGCGAGCGAAGAAGACGCCGCCAAAAGCCCGACCUCCCAACUGGAAGACAACAUCAAGCCCCUCGAAGCGCUCUUCCGCGGGAUAUCCGACCAACUCCUCCAAUUCGACCCACCGGACGACUUCCCCGAAACCUUCCUCUUCGACUCCGACCGCCUCUGGCAACUCCGCUCAACGAUCCAAAACCUAGUUAACCUCGACAUCGCCUGGUACAUCUUUGAAUCCUACGUCCACACCCAAAAACGCUACCUCUCCUCCCGCGACGAAACCUACUCCACCUUCCGCUCACGUAUCUGGUCCCUAAUGGAAGACGGGAUCGACAUGGACAGUCGUACCGGCGAUGUCGAGAACGACCGCAACAUCCGCGGCAGCUCGUGCUGGCUCCAAAACAUGCGCUGCAUAGCUCUCGAAAUCGCCCGCUUCGCCUGCGCAGCCUGCUGCCUCGACAUUGUGGUCGCCGACGAAGUAAUCUCGCCCAUCGAAGCAGCCCUGGAGUGGCACCUCUCCAAUGAGUCCGAUCUCUUCUGCUACUUCCAGAGAGCUAUGCGUGAGAAGAUUCUCACCGCAACGCUGGCUUCUGCUCGCAAGUACUUGCCUUUGUCGCCGCUGGCGAUCUGCGAGUCUCAGCGUUCUCCGCCUCAACCUACGGCGGGGCCAGCUACCGCGACUACGGGGCAGUUGACGCCGCAGCAAUACGAUAUCGAGCGCAUCGGUAUGCGUCUUGCGCACAUGGGUGUUUUGCACUGGCGUGUGUGGGCCCCCUUGCUCUACCUCCGAGAUGAAAUUGCGGAGCAGGAGCAGGAGCCUGCGGCGUUCGUAUAG
Messenger RNA from Penicillium cinerascens, 1833 nucleotides. RefSeq names its product TCP11 family protein. The record is from RefSeq and is a predicted model, not a curated record. The coding region runs from base 1 to 1833 and encodes 610 amino acids. The transcript is spliced from 2 exons. Lineage: Eukaryota; Fungi; Ascomycota; Eurotiomycetes; Eurotiales; Aspergillaceae.